Molecule: messenger RNA, 1392 nt
Organism: Candida tropicalis MYA-3404
Lineage: Eukaryota; Fungi; Ascomycota; Pichiomycetes; Serinales; Debaryomycetaceae
Gene: AUR1
Product: inositol phosphorylceramide synthase
Exons: 1
Coding region: 1-1392 (463 amino acids)
Biological process (GO): inositol phosphoceramide metabolic process; sphingolipid biosynthetic process
Cellular component (GO): inositol phosphoceramide synthase complex
Molecular function (GO): inositol phosphoceramide synthase activity
Source: RefSeq, a predicted model, not a curated record
AUGAGUUCAUUAUUACGAUCAAAAGUUAUACAGAAACCGUAUCAACUAUUUCAUUAUUACUUUCUCCUGGAAAAGGCUCCUAAUUCAACCAUCAGUGAUUUGAAUUUCGAUACCAAUAUCAACUCAACUAUCCGUAAAUUGAAACAUCAUCAUUGGACUUUGGGAGAAGUUUUUCAUUAUGGGUUUUUAAUCUCAGUACUAUUGUUUGUCUUUAUCGUUUAUCCUGCUUCAUUUUUAAUCAAAUUACCAAUAGUUUUAGCAUUCAGUGUUUGUUUUUUGAUUCCUUUAACUUCCCAAUUUUUUCUUCCUGCAUUACCUGUAUUUAGUUGGUUGGCUUUAUAUUUCAACUGUGCAACUAUUCCGCAAUCUUGGAAACCUGCAAUCACCGUUAGAGUUUUACCAGCUAUGGAAACCAUCUUAUAUGGUGAUAAUUUAUCCAAUGUUUUAGCAACAGUCACUAAUGGUGUCUUGGAUAUUUUUGCUUGGUUGCCAUAUGGUAUUAUCCAUUUCAGUUUCCCAUUCAUUCUUGCAGCAAUUAUCUUUUUAUUUGCCCCGCCAACCGCUUUAAGAUCAUUUGGCUUUGCCUUUGGUUACAUGAACUUGUUUGGUGUCAUGAUCCAAAUGAUGUUCCCGGCUGCUCCUCCUUGGUAUAAGAAUUUACAUGGUUUGGAACCAGCUAAUUACUCCAUGCAUGGUUCACCAGGGGGCUUGGGCAGAAUUGAUAAAUUAUUGGGAAUUGAUAUGUAUACCACUGGGUUUUCAAAUUCUCCAGUUAUUUUUGGAGCUUUCCCAUCAUUGCAUUCUGGUUGUUGUAUCAUGGAAGUUUUAUUCUUGUGUUGGUUAUUCCCAAGAUUCAAAGCGUUAUGGGUUACUUAUGCUUCGUAUCUUUGGUGGAGUACGAUGUAUUUGACCCAUCACUACUUUGUUGAUUUAAUUGGUGGUGCCAUGUUAUCAUUAGUUGUAUUUGAAUUUACCAAAUACAAAUACUUGCCAAGAAUUAAAACCGGCUAUUUCUGUCGUUGGUCUUACACUGAGAUUGAAAGGAUAGAUAUUAAUUUGAUUGACCCUUUGUCAAACAAUUAUGUCGCUGUUAACGACACAGAAAGUAGAUUAUACACCAGAUUAUACCAAGAAACUCAAACAUCCAUGUCUCCAAGGGCUGCAACCCCAGAAGCUUUUGAAAUGUCAAAUUUUUCUAGAUCCAGACAAAGUUCAAAGAACCAAAUUCCGAUAAUGGCUGAGAAUCCUAUUACUACCGAUCUACAGACAGAAGAAGAUAGAGACGAAGUGUCCUCCAAUACUCCUUCUGUUUUUGAUGACGAACCUCCAAGCAGUACUUAUACAGUCUCGUCAACCACUUCCUUAGAUGAAAUAGAGUCAAAAAGGAUAUAA